AUGAACACGUCGGUCUUUACGGGCCUUCGAGGCGACGAGCUGUCGACCAACGAGCGCAAAUUCAUUCUCGAGGCACUCGCAUCCGGCAGACGCGAAGAUGGACGCUCAAAGAACGAAUAUCGUGGUUUGCGAAUAUCCCCAUAUCCAAAGUAUGGAACUGUCGAGGUCCAGCUAGGGAGAACAAGGGUAAUGGCCAAUGUCAGUGGAGAGAUCAUCAAACCAAACAACUCAUCUGCGAAUGAAGGCACAAUCCGCUUCGAUACCUCCUAUGCCGCUUCGAACGGGCCUCCUAUAUACGAUACCGGAAGACCACACGAAGAAUCCAUGCUCCUAUCACGAUCCCUCGAAAAAAUAUUCAAACGAACUCGCGCCAUAGACACAGAGGGACUAUGCAUCAUCACUGGUGAAAAGGUGUGGCAGAUACGGGUCGACAUCAAGAUACUGGAUCAUGACGGCAACCUGUUGGAUGCGAGCUGUAUUGCUGCUAUUAGUGCGCUCAUGCAUUAUAGGAGGAAUGAUGUUACUGUCCAUGAGGCUGGGAUUGUGAUACACUCGUUUGAAGAAAGACAUCCAUUACCACUCAGCAUAUAUCAUCUUCCUAUCUGCAUAACGUUCGCUGUUGCAAAUAACGGAAACACAGUCAUACUCGACCCAACACACUCUGAAGAACAAGUAUCCCAAGGCACAAUGACCCUAGUCCUAAACAUUCAUCGUGAAGUAUGCACUAUAGAAAAGAGUGGUGGUGUCGCUAUAAAUACCUCAAGUAUAUUCUCGUGCUCGCAAAUCGCAUCGUCAAAGGUCGUUGAUAUUACUCAGAUAAUACGGGCGGCUGUGUCCAAUCUUGUAUAA
Messenger RNA from Synchytrium microbalum, 849 nucleotides. RefSeq lists its product as uncharacterized. Gene Ontology annotation, cellular component: nuclear exosome (RNase complex); cytoplasmic exosome (RNase complex). Gene Ontology annotation, biological process: TRAMP-dependent tRNA surveillance pathway; exonucleolytic trimming to generate mature 3'-end of 5.8S rRNA from tricistronic rRNA transcript (SSU-rRNA, 5.8S rRNA, LSU-rRNA); nuclear polyadenylation-dependent rRNA catabolic process. The record is from RefSeq and is a predicted model, not a curated record. Bases 1 to 849 code for a protein of 282 amino acids. NCBI's taxonomy places the organism in Eukaryota, Fungi, Chytridiomycota, Chytridiomycetes, Synchytriales, Synchytriaceae. The transcript has 5 exons.